Rhodofomes roseus is the source of this 900-nucleotide messenger RNA. RefSeq lists its product as uncharacterized. The coding region runs from base 1 to 900 and encodes 299 amino acids. The record is from RefSeq and is a predicted model, not a curated record. The transcript is spliced from 7 exons. Lineage: Eukaryota; Fungi; Basidiomycota; Agaricomycetes; Polyporales; Fomitopsidaceae.
AUGCGCGCUUGCUACUUCGCUCUCGCUCUCACCGCACUUCACCACACGUCCGCCCUCGAGUCGACCUCAGCACCCUCAUCGCCAUUUCUUACCUUCGCUUCGCGUGUCCUUCUUGCCGCCUACCUCGAUCAUGUACUUAUGGGCCCGUCCGCAAGACACGUCAGCACGCAAAUCGACCGGUCGCGCGCCCCACGAUCGCGCGGCUCAGCAGCCGCAAAGAGCUCCAGCGACGCGCCGAGAGCACCCGGGCCGCCAGAGGUUUGUGGAGAAUGGGUGGCCAGCGGGACAGAAACUUCAGACAACCUGACAAAGACUAACGUGACGGAGAUGGCCCCAGUGCGCAUAUGUACGAGAAAGCACGAGCGCGGUGAAGACGAGUGGCACAGCCUCCCUAAGAAAAGCCUGUUCGCCAAGGAGGACCACACGUCGAGAACUUGGAGCCAGUCCGCCGAGCACCAAGACGACAAACGGGCAUUUAGCCCAUCCCUGACGGACCAGGUUGAUGAGCCUGGCAGACGCGAGCACGAGGAGACGCAAGCGCGACACGCCGUACACGCCGACCAGCAAGCGCACACUGGGCGAUUACGGUACACCGCUACUACGACACGCAAUGCGCAUGAAUUGGAUGCCCCUGACGGCACCCGUCAGAGGACAAGUUUGAGUCAACGACUUCCUUUGCACUGGGGUGGCCUUGUUGAGGGCUGCUUCCUGUUGAACUCAGUGACGGGUUGGCUCAGCGUGCAGGGCGUGCCGGAAAGAAGACGUUGGCGAGGCAGCGUUGGUGUUGAGUACAACGGGAGCUUGGUACUAGCCAGCCCAGUGGCGAAGGAUGCAGAGGUAGGGAUUACCAACGAGAGAGUCAUGGGGACGACAAGGACCAUGGACGAGGCUUGUGGUUAA